UCACUAAAUCGAAAGUAGAGUUACACUUUAAAUACAGUUUGAACCGAAACCACAACAGUCUGUUGCUAAAGCAUUCAUAAAAACAUAAUGGCGGAAAUGUUUGACUUAAAAAGGUGUCCAGAAGCCUUUAAUUUGAAGGUCGGGGAAUCUGCCGACCUUUCACCGAACAAAGAUAAAGGAAUAGUAAAAAAAAUGUUAACACAAGGGAAAGGCGGCGAAUACCCGAAUGAGGGUGACAAAGUUUUCUACAAGUAUACCGCAUACUUAGGCGAUAAAAUGAUAAAGGAAUACAUUUUUGACUCAACAGAGAAAGACGGAAAACCGUUUGAAUAUGAGUGCUUAAAAGGCAAGGUAAUCAGAGGUUUUGAAUUGGCAGUGUUAACCAUGAAGCCAGGAGAAAGAUCAUUGAUAUUCAUCAAACCUGAGUAUGGGUUCGGAAAAAGUGUUCCCCCAAGUGUCCCUCUAGACACCGAUAUUCUCUUUGAUAUCGAAAUCAUCAAAGUAGAGUGUGCAGACAUAUCGUCAGAGCAAGAUAAAUCCGUGUUGAAAAAAGUGUUAGUGAGAGGGAAAGGUCUCCUCCAUCCAAGCAAUGGUUGCCCAGUAGAGUUACACAUCAAGGGAAAGUGUGGUAAGCGAGUGUUUAUGGACAAAGAUGUCAAAUUUAAAAUGGGUGAGGGAUCAUCUGAAGAACAUGGUCUUCCACCAUUUAUUGAGCGCUAUCUGAAACACUGGAAGACUGGCGAGGAAGCACGUGUUUUCUUUGCAGCUAGACAGGCUUUUGGACAAGAGGGCUGUGAGAAGUAUGACAUCGGGCCCAACAAGGAUCUCACGUUCUGGAUAAAUAUGAAACAAAUCGAAAGGGUCAAGGAAUACUGGGAGAUGGACUACAAAGAAAAGAUGGACAAAAGUGUUGAGUACAAGGAAAUCGGGGAAAAACACUUCAAGGGAGGUGAGUACGAAUUAGCGACUACGAUAUACGAGAAGAUGCUGGAGUAUGUACAGGACGACCUAGAGGGAGAGGAUGAGGAGAGAAGGCGCGAUUUAGUCGUCUUUGGCAAUCUGAGGCUGGCAAAAGCUUACCUUAAGGUUGAGAAAAACUCCAAAGCUCGUGAUUGCUGUGAUAAAGCUCUCACAUUUGACGAAAAUAAUCUGAAGGCCUACUUAAGAAGGGGCAUGGCAAACUUUGCAGAUGGGGAGUAUGAAACAGCAAAGAAAGAUUUCCAAAAAGUGUUGGAGAUUGAACCACAAAACAAACCGGCAAAAGAUCAGAUUGACAAAUGCAUAAUCAAGAUGGAUGAAAAGGCGAACAGUGACAUAGAGCUGGCUCGAAAGAUGAUGUCCAGCAUCGGGAAACAAGUUACAGGAUAAAAGAGGCACCGGGAGUGAUGCCUAUUGAGAAUGGACUGGCCGCCAUUGGUGACAUCAGCCCCAGCGACACAGAAAACAACCACCGCAUUAGACUAACACCAUCAGCGCCAGCUAAUGUGUUUUCUGUUUCCCCCUCAACAAAUCGUCUCUUCGUUACUUAUGUGAUCAUUUCUGACAUGUACCGUAGUCUGUACUGCUAUAAGUUGUCUUUACCAUAUCGAUGUAUUAAUGAUAUUGUUAGUAUAGGCUUUUUCUGACUCAGAAUUGUUCAGAAUGUUAACGGUAGCAGCAUUUUACUAAUUAUUAUGAUUAAGUAAGAUUUUAUGUACAUACUGCUAGUACUAUACGAUUACCUGACCUUUGGGAUGUUGUUAUACCGACUCAUUGUUUACAGUCUUCAAAUAAUUGUUCCACGAUUGUAACAAAUUCCGAUAAAGUUUUCAUAUUGUUUCAUAGUGUCCGCCAUCUUUGAUCUCGUGCUAUUUGCUGUUGCGUCACCAUUUCAUGUUUUGACGUCUUGUAUGUUUACAUCAGACGAUACAUCUAUAGAUAAUAUUAUUGUAGCUGUCGACUAAUAUAUUGUUGAUUAAAUGCAAGCUAAAAAUCCAUACGUUUAACUUAAUUUCGUAAAUUCUGUCAGAUAUUUCUGCCGUGAUCUGCGGAAUUCCGCUACCAAUGCAACUUCCUCCAUUUUUCGCAGCCUCAGUUAUUCAAAAAAUCUUGCAGUUUCACGCUUUUUUUUCGCCAAGUUACGCUACAUUCGGAACUCCUCGGCCAUUUUUAUCGAAAACAACCUCGGAUGUAUGCCGGUACAUCAGUUGAAGUUGUUCGUAUUUUUUUUAAUUAUAUCAUUAAUUAAAUGUAGUGUUUUAGAGUUGUAUUUAUUGAUCUAAAUUGAAAUUUAUUGACAGUUAACUGUAUUAUUGCAAAUAUAAUUAAGAUUCCCAAGAGUUAAGUCAUGAAGUUUAACUGCUAAAGAAAAUUACUACGCGAUCUACUUGCAGCGGACUUAAACGUACCUCUUUUUGAGUAUGUAAACCGUCCAAAUACAUCCGAGGUUGUUUUCGAUAACAAUGACUGAGGAGUUUCGAAUGGUUACGCUCACUUGUUAGCGGGACUUCACUUUAUGUAUAUAACAUCAUGUUUUUCUUAUAUCAGGAGUUCUUGCAAGAGUUUUUACUGGGUCAGGGUGCAUAUUUAUUAUUAGAAUUACAAAUAAGCAGAAAUCCUAUGCUGUAUGCAUAAUAUUGUAAUGGGAUUACAUUGGGAUUUUGGCUUGACUUUGAGAUAUAAUAUUUAUUUCUAAGAAUGAAAUAACCGAUGAAAUGAUAUUGAUAUUUGCAUAAUAUAAAUUGCUGGAAGUUUUAUUUAUUGAGUUAUAUGCGAAUAAAUUACUGUACUAAUAUCUAUGUGUUUAGAGUCAAUAUAAUACGCCAUGCUACCACACAACUGCUUGACCGUCACAAUAUAAGGAGAGAUGUCUUAAUAUUAGCUCUUAAGCUCUAAGCUACGUCUUCAGUCUUAUUCAUGUAUACAUUUAUUAUGCUGAUGUAUUAACAUCAUAUGAAUAAAUAAUGU
Messenger RNA from Mya arenaria, 2946 nucleotides. Its product is annotated as peptidyl-prolyl cis-trans isomerase FKBP4-like. The transcript is spliced from 10 exons. Bases 88 to 1368 code for a protein of 426 amino acids. NCBI's taxonomy places the organism in Eukaryota, Metazoa, Mollusca, Bivalvia, Myida, Myidae. The record is from RefSeq and is a predicted model, not a curated record. Gene Ontology annotation, molecular function: peptidyl-prolyl cis-trans isomerase activity; protein binding.